AUGAAUAUCGAACAAUUUGUUCACAUUACCUUUCAGUUACUUCAAACAAUAACACUACUUAAGUAUCAAAAUAAGACAUUAGAUCUACGCACGCACAGAGAGGGAUCAAUGAAUUUAUUUCUUAAAUUAUGUCGGGCCGUGCUCGAGACACAAGUGUUUCGUUCUCUGAAGAGUCGGUUUGAUGACGGUGAUGCAGAAUCGCCGCUCGAUUUCAUCUAUGUUCAAAACACGCGUUUCUUGCUAAGCUUCGUAGGCUCCUGGCCUCACAAGCAAUUCGGGCGGCCUCGUUUGGGCCUCAUCCUGUCCGUGUACAAUCUUCUCCUGAUAGUCGUCGCUGUAUCUCUACCCAGUUUGGGCGGGGCCUACAUAUGGUACAAAAGAGAGACCAUCUCCUUUUUCGAAAUGGGACUCGUGCUUUUAUGUAUGUUCUUGGAAUUUUUAUUUUUGCAAAGAUUAUUCACUGCUCGGACGGACAAAUAUCAGCAGAUAAUAAAAUCUUACUUACUCGAAUUUCACCUAUUUUACUUCAAGAAUCGAUCGCCAUACGCUACUAAGAUUUACAAGCAAAUGCAGAUUGUAUCAAGGAUAUUCACCAUCAUCGUUCCAUGUAUCAUAUUAUCCGGCGUCACCCUUUUCAAUUUCACGCCAUGGUACGCCAACUACAGGAGCGGAAUGUUCGGCCCCGACCGCCCGCCUAACACAACUUUUCAACACGCUGUGUACUUCCAUUGCUUCACUGAAGACGUCUAUACAACCUUGAACGCCUACUGGAUACUCUUCAUAUUCAACAUCCCCAUCUCUAUCCAUACCACCUGUGGUUUGUUGGCCUUUGACCUUCUUCUUUGUCUGAUUGUCCUCCAAAUUAUGGGGCAUCUUAAAAUUAUGAAGCAUAGUUUGUCAAAUAUCACUCGAAAAGCUGACAUGUACUCGGCAGAGGAGAACAUGCGAGUGCGAGAAAGUUUGAAAGAUAUCGUCGUACACCACAACAUAAUUAUUAAGUUCGUGAAUAAAUGCUCAGACACAUACAGCGAAUAUCUGUUCGCAUUCUACUCGCUCAUGCAGAUCCUUAGCAUUAUAUCAUUGUUGGAGGUGGCCGCAUUCACCCCAGAGGCCCUGGCAAAAUACGGGCCGUUAACUUACGCGUUACAUCAACAGCUGAUCCUAGUCUCGAUACUUUUCGAAAUGAUUAGUUCCAGGAGCACGGAAUUGAUCGACGCCAUAUACGAUAUACCGUGGGAAUGUAUGGACACAAGAAACCGCAGGACGGCGAUGGUGUUACUGAUGCGUGCGCAGACGCCGGUCACACUGAAGGCUGCUAAGAUGGUGCCCGUCGGAGUCACAACUAUGUCAGCGGUCCUGAAGACUUCAGCAUCCUAUUACAUGGCGUUGAACGCCGUAGCUAAGGAACGACAGAUGGACCAACGCUAGAACACACGGAUAAAAAUAUUUAUAUGCUGUUGUAUUCUAUUCUAUUCUGUUCUACUCUGUUCUAUUAUAGUUCUUGUGGCCUUUUUAUAUGUAUUUUAUUAUUGUUUUCAAUGUGUUUUUAUAUUUUACUUUUAUAUUCAUAUUUUAAAAACCCUAGCCUAAGAAGGAUGAUGAAUAAAGAGAAUAAUAAUAA
Cydia fagiglandana is the source of this 1621-nucleotide messenger RNA. Its product is annotated as odorant receptor 67a-like. Bases 1 to 1428 code for a protein of 475 amino acids. Gene Ontology annotation, cellular component: plasma membrane. The transcript is spliced from 10 exons. Gene Ontology annotation, molecular function: odorant binding; olfactory receptor activity. The record is from RefSeq and is a predicted model, not a curated record. Gene Ontology annotation, biological process: sensory perception of smell; detection of chemical stimulus involved in sensory perception of smell. NCBI's taxonomy places the organism in Eukaryota, Metazoa, Arthropoda, Insecta, Lepidoptera, Tortricidae.